This is a messenger RNA of Oryzias latipes (Japanese medaka), 3640 nucleotides long. It is a transcript of the gene ifih1, whose product is annotated as interferon induced with helicase C domain 1. The record is from RefSeq and is a predicted model, not a curated record. Gene Ontology annotation, molecular function: zinc ion binding; single-stranded RNA binding; double-stranded RNA binding. NCBI's taxonomy places the organism in Eukaryota, Metazoa, Chordata, Actinopteri, Beloniformes, Adrianichthyidae. Gene Ontology annotation, biological process: antiviral innate immune response; MDA-5 signaling pathway. Gene Ontology annotation, cellular component: cytoplasm.
GAAAGUGAAAGAAAUGACGUUUCCUGGGAUUUCCCAGCAGGGAGUCAUUAUUAAAACCUGCAGGUGAAGGAACUUUGACUCCAGUCGCUCAGAGGACCUCUCGGCCAUCCAGGAGAUCCGUCAUGGCAUCUGAAGCAGAUGAAGGACACGAGCACCUUAUUGACGGCGUCAGGUUCAAGCUGAAAGGCAUAAUAGCCGUGGACCAGGUUUUGCCUUAUUUACACUUUCUCGACCAGGAGCCUAAAGAUCAGAUCAAGCAGAAGCUGAUCACCGACGGUGACAGGGCAGCGGCAGAUUUGCUCAUAGACACUGUGAUUAAAGGGCCUCAUAAUGAAGGAUGGUUCCGGGCCUUCAUUGACGCCUUGUCUCACGGAGGCUCGGAGCUCGCGGCCGAUUACUUAACGAAACCUCCGAGGCCAGAAGAGGAGGCUGAGAAUGACAUGUACGUGGAGCUGAUCCGGCUUCUGGCUCCCAGUCUGGCGGGGAUGAAGACAACAGUCGUCUGUGAACUCUGUUUUUCUGAUGAGCUGCUCACCGCCGACGAUAAAGAGAGAAUUUUAGCGGAGACUAACAACUACGGAAACGGGAGGGGAGCCCAAGAACUUCUCAAAAGGAUCAUAAGACGACGACCGCCUUGGUUCUCGGAGUUCCUUCAGGUUCUGCUGAGAGCUGAGGAACGUGCAGUGUACUGCGAGUUGACUGGUAGACUACCAGGAAAAGAUGAGGAGCCUCCUUCACCGAAACAUGAGCCUGCACAGAGUGAACCUGCAGGAGAAGAGAGUCCUCAAGCAAAAGAAAGUAAUGGAAUCCAGGAGAUUCAGGAAGAAUCUGCAGAUCUCUAUUCAGAUCCUGACCUGCUGCAGAAUGAGGAGCGUUCCCAGCCAGAUGGAAGCGCCUCUGCUGCUGCAGGAGAGCCCAGCUCCCCAGAAAAAGCUGAGAUCUCUCUUUGGGAUUAUCAGAUGGAAGUCGCAAAACCUGCCUUGGAGGGAAAAAACAUCAUCAUAUGCCUCCCGACAGGAAGUGGUAAAACCAGAGUCGCGGUCUACAUUACCAAAGAACAUCUGGACCUCAGGAGGGCGGAGGGGAAAUUAGGGAAGGUGGUUGUCCUGGUGAACAAGGUUCCCCUGGUUGAGCAGCAUUACACCAAAGAGUUCACUCCCUAUCUGAAGCAUUCGUACAAAGUGGAAAGAGUCAGUGGAGACUCCCAGCUGAAGAUCUCUUUUGCCAAGAUUGUGCAAAGAAAUGACAUCAUCAUUUGCACAGCCCAGAUUCUGGAAAACUACUUGGAAAGAGCAACCAGUGGAGUGGAUGAAGGAGUGAAGCUGAGCGAUCUGUCACUAAUGAUAAUUGACGAGUGCCACCACACUCAGAAGGGAGAGGCCUACAACCACAUAAUGAUGCGAUAUCUGAAGCAGAAACACAAGAACAAAAAACUCAAAAAGGAACAGAAGGAGAUUGUGCCCCUCCCUCAGAUCCUGGGUCUGACCGCCUCGCCAGGGGUUGGACGAGCCGCAAGGUUGGAGAAAGCCAAGGAGCACAUACUCCAAAUUUGUGCAAACCUAGAUGCUUCCCAAAUCAUGACAAGGAGCCUCAGGGAUUUCAAAAGGGAACCAAGAAAAUCUAUUCAGACUGUUGAAGACAAAAAACAAGAUCCCUUUGGUGAUGUGAUCAAAAGAAUCAUGCAUGAAAUUCAUCGUCACGCCGAACUGAACCCCACUGGCGACCUGGGCACUCAGGUGUAUGAACAGUGGUCUGUUCAGAAAGAAAGACAGGCUGCUAGAGAGGGAGAUCAGAAAGUGCGAGUUUGUGCUGAAUACCUUCGUCAGUACAAUAACGGCCUGAUUCUCCGCAACACCAUUCGAAUGCACGACGCCCUCAGCCUCCUGAACAAUUACUAUGAAGAGCAGUAUAAGAAGAAAAGUGCUCCAGAUGAGGAGCAAAACAUACAAAUAACAGACACAGAGAGAUUUCUGUUCAAUCUGUUUAAAGAAAAUAAGAAAGAGCUGGAAAGUCUGGCAAAGAAUCCAGAGUAUGAAAAUGAAAGCCUGUCCAAGCUGAGAACUGAAAUCCUGAAGGAGUUCAGCAGCAGGAAGCAGGCCAGAGGAAUCAUUUUCACCAAAACGCGCCACAGCGCCAUUACUCUAAAUCAGUGGAUUCAAGAAAAUCCAAAGUUUGAUGACAUUGGAAUCAAACCAGCAUAUGUGAUUGGAGGAGGAGACCAGAGCGAUGUUAAACCAAUGACUGCGGCAGAGCAAAAGGACGUGUUGAAGAAAUUCAGUACUGGUGAAGUAAACUUGUUGGUUGCAACAACUGUGGCAGAAGAAGGUUUGGACAUACCAGCGUGCAAUUUUGUCAUCCGAUAUGGACACGUCACCAAUGAGAUUGCUAUGAUCCAGUCCCAAGGCAGAGGAAGAGCUGAGGACAGCACUUACACUGUGGUCGAUGUCAAGAACUCCGGAGUAGCUGAGAAGGAGUGCGUCAACGAGCAUCGCGAGGAUAUGAUGCAUAAAGCUAUUGAGAAAAUCAAAGCUUUAAGUCAAGCAGACUAUGACAAGCAGAUUACAGACUAUCAGCUGCAGGCUAUAAUGGAAAACAGAGUGAGACAAAACCGACAGAACAAAAAAGUCAUGAAGAAUGUGAACCCAGCUGCAGUGAAGUUCAGCUGUAGGCACUGCAACAAACAAGUCUGCACUGGAGAAGACAUCAGUAUCAUUGAAGACAUGCACAGAGUCAACGCCACAGUGGACUUUAGGAAAUUAUUCAUACAGAGAGAAAAUUCUUCUCUGCAAGAACGACUUGUGGAUUAUGAGACCAAUGGCAUUAUAGCCUGCAAGGACUGUGGUCAGCCCUGGGGUUCGAUGAUGAUGUUCCGAGGGAUUGAACUGCCUUGUCUUUUGGUGAAAAACUUUGUGGUUAAUAUAAAUACGGAAAAUAUCAGCAAAUGCAGCAAGUGGAGUGACAUCCCUGUCAAGUUCCCUGCCUUUGACUACAAUGAAUAUGCCAUUCGGGUGAUUGAGAUUGAUAGUGACGAUGAAGAAACAAACUGAUUUAAAAAGAAAUGUAAAAUAUACAAAUGCACUAAUUUUUUUUUAAAUGUUUUUUUGGUCUUCAAAAUGUUUGCAAAUCAUUAACCCAUAUGGUUGAUGCUAAAGAAAACUGUAUUUUACUGCCCAACUGUCUUAUCUGCUUUAUUUCUGAUUGAAACUCCAUUAAAUAUCAACUAAUUUAUCUAAAAUUAAUUGAUAAACUUUUUAAUUGGUUAAAAAAACUGUUAUCAAUAACUAUUGAUUUACGGAACUGAACACACAAACUAUUAGUAUUGCAGUUAUUAUUUUUUACAUUAAAAAGUUAUAGGAAAGUUAACUACUUUAAAAAAGAAAAUUAUUCAGUGGAUUUGAUGAGUUGGUGUAGCAUUUUCUAAGCACAUACAGUACUUACAUGGGAAAUGUUUAAAACCCAGCUCUGAUGCAAAUGUCUGCAUUUGUUAAUAUAUUGUGCCUUUUUUUUUCUUUUUUGGUUUAAAGAAAGGCUGUACACAAAUUUACAUAUGAUGCGUGCAAAGGUCAAAUGAGACGUGGUAUCUUUGGGAAUGAAAUGAACUGGAAAGUAAUCAAUAAAAGAAGAAAAUGUUUCUCUCAAA